UCAUCUCUUCAGCCCCACAGAGGAACACCAAGGAUAAAGACGCAGAUCCACGGCAAUCUUGUUGAUCAUGCGACAUUACAGAUUCAUUUUGAGGACCGUGACUUUCCUGAUCAUCCUGCAGGGGGCAGCAAUGGUGCUCUUUUACGGUUGGUGUCUCCAGCACAAGUGCAGCAGUGUCACAGAGUCCAACAACAAAGUUCACGUGUUGGUGCUUACGUCGUGGCGGUCAGGUUCCUCUUUCCUGGGUCAGGUGUUCGGCCAACACCCGUCGGUGUUCUAUCUCAUGGAACCCGGGUGGCACGUGUGGACACAAUUGAGGGUUGGUGCACGGAAAACCCGGAUGGCUGUAAGGGAUCUGUUACGAAGCCUAUUCCAGUGUGACUUCUCAGUAAUGGAGUCUUACCUGGAACAGACGUCUCACAUCUCCAACUUGUUCUUUUGGAGUCACAGUCGAGCGCUGUGCUCGCCUCCAGCCUGCUCUCUCACACCACGCAACCAAAUAAGCAACCAGACUGAGUGCCUCAAAGUGUGUGGCACUCAGGGCCUGGAGGGGGCGCAGGAUGCCUGCAGCACUUACAGCCAUGUGGUGUUGAAGGAAGUACGAUUCUUUGAGCUGGAAUCCCUCUACCCACUUCUCCAGGACCCAAGUCUAGACCUUCGCAUCAUCCACCUGGUUCGAGACCCGAGGGCAGUGGUGCGGUCCAGAGAGUUGGUAUUUGGAAACUUUCUCGCUGAUAAUGACAUGGUCCUGGACAAGAGAUUUGUCCCAGCGAAGGAGGUGGAUUAUGAAAUCAUGCAGAAGAUCUGUAGUAGCCACGUGCGCAUCACUGAUAGAGCUCUUGUGAAUCCCCCUCCCUUUCUUGAAGGCCGUUACAAGUUGGUUCGCUAUGAGGAUGUGGUGAUUAACCCACUGGAAGAGAUAAAUGCCUUGUAUGAGUUUGUUGGUCUGGGGAUGACCAGCACACUGGCAGACUGGAUCUACAGGGUGACACAUGGCAAAAGUAAAGGUUCUCAGAAUGAAGCCUUCCAAAUUACUUCUCGAAGUGCUGCAGAUGUUUCUCAGGCCUGGCGCACCACUUUACCAUACAACAAGGUGAAACGGAUCCAAGACGUGUGUAAGCCAGCCAUGACAUUGCUCGGCUACAGAACAGUUAACAGUGAAAAAGAUCAAAAGAACCUUGACUUGGAUCUGCUGGUGCCACAGGAACCAUAUCAGCUGGUUACCAGCAAAAACAGAGAACCCCAAUAAGCUGUAAAGUCUGAACCCGACUUCAGAAGAGUGUUCACACAGACUGACUCAGCCGAGGGAACACUGUCGCCCUCUUAAAACUGUCAAAACCGAUUAAUGGUCACUGAAUUCAUUUUUCUUAAUGCAGCCCAAAAUCACAGCAUGACUUCAGAUUGUGCACAACAUGUGACGCCCUCUGUGUCGAGACUUCACCGGGUUCAGAGAACUCCAUGGACAGGCACCAGGCUGCAGCUCAGGGUUAUGGACCUCCUUGUGAUGUCCAUCACAGACCAUCAUAGUGACCUCACACUGGACAUGUCUGUUAACAGACGGAGAGACGAAGAUGUCGGGAAGAAUGCUGCAGGAACAGGUUUCAGGAAAGGACACAGAACAAAAGAACAAACACUGGUGGUGUGAAAGGAUUAAAUCAGACUGAACAUCCUCAUCAGCAGAGUCCUUUGCUGUAUUAAUACAGACUAAAGUCUGAAAUCCAAACCCAUCAGGACUAACAAAUAAUGUCAGCGGUAGAAGAGAAAACAGCUAACGUUAAAGAGAACAUGUGUUUUUAAAUCUGGAUUUAAAGAACAGAAUUAGUCUCAUGAGUUUCAGCCGAGGAUGAGUUUCAGAGUGUGUGAGGAUCUCACAUUGACAAGAAGUUCAGUGAUUUUCGUUCAGAGAAAUCUAAUUAGAUUUCUUACAUUACAUUCAGACAGUGGUGGGCACAGUUCUGAUAAUCCAAUAACCGAUAAUGAUCGAAAAUAAUUUUUAGACCGAUAAAGCUGAACAGCGACAAAUAUUUAUAAACCUUAAAAUCAGUUGAGCACCUACCUGUUAAAUGUUCAUAGCUGAUGUGUAGUUCUACCUUCUGCAAAACACAGAAGCGCUGCUUCAAAAAGAAACCGCUCCAUCCUCUGAAGGCAAAGGAGAACUGGUCCCAAAAA
Messenger RNA from Thalassophryne amazonica, 2169 nucleotides. RefSeq names its product carbohydrate sulfotransferase 5-like. Gene Ontology annotation, molecular function: N-acetylglucosamine 6-O-sulfotransferase activity. Lineage: Eukaryota; Metazoa; Chordata; Actinopteri; Batrachoidiformes; Batrachoididae. Gene Ontology annotation, biological process: N-acetylglucosamine metabolic process; carbohydrate metabolic process; sulfur compound metabolic process. The transcript is spliced from 2 exons. Gene Ontology annotation, cellular component: Golgi membrane. The record is from RefSeq and is a predicted model, not a curated record. The coding region runs from base 68 to 1249 and encodes 393 amino acids.